AUGCUACCCCCGGCUAUCUACGUGCCAACUAACCGUGUCCGCACCACGCAGAUGCCAUCAGGAGUCGAAGUCUCAGACGAAUGCAUCACCGCCUUCCGAAAUCUGAUAUAUAAACGUGGCGCAAGCAAGCCGGCCUUUGUGAUAUACAGAAUAUCCGACGACAAGACCUCGAUCCUUGUGGAGGAGAGCUCGACGGACAAAAACUACGAGACGUUUCUGCAACGGCUUACUUCCGCCGUGGACAUGGAUGGAAAGCCGUCGCCUCGGUAUGCAGUAUACGAUGUGGAAUAUGAUCUAAAGAGUGAUGGGAAAAGAUCGGCAACUGUGUUUAUUAGCUGGGUGCCGGAGGAAACUUCUACCAAGUUCCGGAUGUUGUACGCUGCUACCAAAGAGCAGCUGCGAAGGGUGUUGGAUGUCAAGGUCUCAAUCCAUGCAGACGGGCCAUCAGAUCUAGAGUGGAAAACAAUUCUGAAGGAAGCGAGUGGUGGGAGAGUGAUCAUUUAG
Molecule: messenger RNA, 504 nt
Organism: Penicillium cataractarum
Lineage: Eukaryota; Fungi; Ascomycota; Eurotiomycetes; Eurotiales; Aspergillaceae
Product: actin-binding ADF family protein
Exons: 4
Coding region: 1-504 (167 amino acids)
Biological process (GO): actin filament depolymerization; cell motility; actin filament severing
Cellular component (GO): actin cytoskeleton; cytoplasm; actin cortical patch
Molecular function (GO): actin filament binding
Source: RefSeq, a predicted model, not a curated record